Toxoplasma gondii ME49 is the source of this 7992-nucleotide messenger RNA. Its product is annotated as GYF domain-containing protein. The coding region runs from base 1 to 6996 and encodes 2331 amino acids. Gene Ontology annotation, molecular function: protein binding. NCBI's taxonomy places the organism in Eukaryota, Apicomplexa, Conoidasida, Eucoccidiorida, Sarcocystidae. The record is from RefSeq and is a predicted model, not a curated record. The transcript has 9 exons.
AUGUAUCAGCCACGUCCGUUUACGGGCGUGAACCGUGCGCGCGCAGCGGCAGCGGCGUCUGCGAAUCAGAGUGGGUCGUCAGGUUCCUCGACGCGCGGUGUACGCACACCGACGGCGUCCUAUGCGCAGCAGCAGACGCCAGCCGUUGUGUCGUCAGGAGAAAGUUCUACAGCGGCCUCUAACUUAUGUUUGGGUUCCGGCGGCGUUCUCGCCGACACUGCGGACUUCCCUUUUCUGGUGAAUCCGUCUCGCAGCCCUGCCGCGCAUUCUUCCGCUCCCGCAGACGUUGCCUCGCCGUCUUCCCAAAAGGGGAGGCGAGGAGCUGAGUCUGGCACAGCAGCAGAGCCGUCGACGCCGAGCAAUCCGUGGCAGAAAGCCGGAGCGGUUGCGCAACAGCCCCCGCGCCAGACCGCGCCCACCACGUCCAGCAUACCUGUCUCGAGUCUCACCGGUUUCUUCCCUGGCGCCUCAUCGCGAGCGGGCGUGGCGGAUUCCCAUGCGGCCCUACAGAGGAACUUGCAGCGCAUGCAGCUGCCGCCAGCCCCGAGCUCUCGAAACGCCGGAUCGACGAGCAGCGGGCGGGCGGGAGGAGCCUGGGGAACUGCGUCCGACGGUUCAGGACCAUCCGGCGAGGUCGCUGCGGGAGGGAGCCUGGAGGGCCCUUCGAGCGGCGGAGCCUCAGGCCGGUCUCGAGGGGGCACAGGCGGCGCGUCGCCUUCUCCGACGGGCAGCCGUCCCAGCUUGGGCUCCAGCAGUUCGCGGACUUUCGCAGGUGACUUGUUCGGGGCAGCUCUCCGCUCCGGCUCGAGAGGCGGCGAGUCCAAGGGGACUUCGGAGGGGGCUGCGGCGAGUGGCGGGUCCUUAGUUGAGGGGCCAGGUGUGCGCGCGGGCAACAGCGGAAGCGGAAGCGCCGCGGGAGUGGAGAGAGAAGAGGGCGUGGGUGGACCGUCAGCCGGAAAGGAGAACCCUUGCUAUGGAAAACUGCCACUCCUUACCUUGUGGCGCUCAGCUCGCUCGACCAAUGACGCGGCCGCAGCUCGUGUCCUCGCGACUGUCGCGCCUGGUCAAGUCACUGAGGAACAGCAACUUCUCUUUCGGCUUGUCGUGAGGGAGGCUCCUGCCGCAGGGGCGGGUCCCGCAGGAGCGCCAGGAUUAGGUGCCCCACAUCAUGGUGCAGGCCAAUCAGGGUCGGGGGGUCCGGGGCGGGGUCGCAGGCCUGCUGACGGAGAUUGGACUGGCGGUGGCUACGGGGAGGGAGUGCACGACUCCGAAGGCUCCGAAGCUCUUCAGGGCCACCAGUCUCUGCGCAUCAUGCGAGGACAAGGGAAAGGCGUCCAUGAGGAAGGUGCGCGAAGUGGAGGGCGUCUUGGACCUCUCGGUCUCGCUGCAGCUUUUGGCAUUGGGAGUGACGGGCCGCCCGCUGGGAGAGGAAGAGGACGAGGUGACCAAGCCUUUGCUGUGGAGGAAUCACCGCCUCCUGGGUCUUCGUUUUCAACUCGGGCCUCUGUCCCCUCCGGUACGCGAGGCGCGGUGGCCCUGCGGUCAGGGGACACUCAGCCACCUCCAGGAGGCGCGGGUCGAGGGGUAGACAGUCCGGACUCUUCGUUCAACCGCUGGAGAUUCACCUCGGAAGGGAAUGGGAGCCGCGAGGAUCUGGGCGAGGGCUCAGGCAGCUACCGAGGGGGCGCCCAAGCGUGGAUGGGGGCUGGCGCGGGAGGCGGCCCUCCCAAGGACCAGCAGCUCUGGCGGCAGCCGGUGCAUUCCCCCGUGGGAGCCAAAGAGGAGGACGCCAAUGUGACACCGACGCCUCGAGGGGGAGGCGCCCUCCACCAUGGACGAGGCUCGUCUUCAGCAGGUCCGGAUGGUCACGCUCUGUCUUCAGAGGCGUUCUCGGGAGAGAGACGAGCUGGAGGAAGGUGCGGUGCACUCGUGAACUCCACGGGCGCCGGAACUGGGCCCGCCGCCGACGAGUCCAGCAAGCUCAGACAGCACUCCUCAGGUGCCGGAGGCGCGCGGGGGGGCGACGGGUUCCGCCGCUGGGGGGGAGUGCGAGGAGGCGGUCAGGGCGGCCGGGGCCCGGUAGGUGCAGCAGGUCACCAGGGCCCUUUUCUCGAGCGAGAGGGUGAGAAAGGACGCGAGGCAGAAACCUGCGCGGCAGGGUCUUGGGGCGUUGGUGUUGGACGGAAGAGAGAAAACCAGAGCUGCUCUCGAGGCGAAGAAGGCGUCGGAGGAGACGGCGCCGGAGCUGGCGGGUAUGGCACGCGUCGAGCGCGCCAGGCGGAUGCCGCGGAGUCGGUCUCUUCGGGCGGUGCCCUUCUGCAUCGACCGGGGAGCCGAGCGAGUGUCCUCGGGCCCGAAGACGAAGGCGUCCUUGGCCAAGAAACUGGCCGCGGCGCGACUCGGCCCGGAUCAAGAGCCGGUGGGCCGCCUGCCGCCGCGGGGCCCCGCGGAGCGGAGGCGCCGCCGGCUGCGGGCUUGCGCAAGAAGGGAACGGAUGAGGGCGACUGGGAAAUGAUACGGAAGGGGCGCAGAGACGGGGCCGGGAACCAGCCAGCGAGUGGGGUUGAGGCUGGAGAGGACGAAGAGGGUGAAGGGACGAGCGGUGUCGCUCGAGACGGAGACAAUCAGAGCCGACCGAGCUCUUCCUUAAUGGGCGAUGACUUCAGUCGACACCGUGCACAAGGCGCGAGCCAGUCGGCAGGCUCUGGAAGUCGAGUUCUGGAGCCUCCACCUCGUGAACGACCAAGCGUUCAAUGCGGAGACGAGACUACAGCUGGGGUGGCUGCCACUUCAGGGGCGGGACCGGCGGCUGGCUUCUGGAGCGAUGAGCCUAUCAUCAAGCGCCGACACCGCCCCGUUGCUCCGCCGUGUGUGGCUGCUUCAGAGGUCGCUCAGGGCGAGAUUCUGGGAGCAACUGGGGGCGCAACCAAGGCGCAGCCUCAAGGCGACAGGCUCACGCCAGUCGGCCCCAUGGAAUCGCGGGUCCCCUCACCCCGGCGGGGAGCGAGGGCUGAGUCGCAGAAGAAGCACCCUCAACCAGCUGUCAUGUCGAUUGCACCGUCGCCGGGACACAGGUCACCCGCGCUGACUCCCCAGCGAAGCCCGAGGAGAGCAGAGCUUUCCCCGAGGUCGAAGGGCGCACACGAAGAUGAAGGGCGCUUUGAAGGCGCGGAGAGAGAUAUGCAGCGAGGUAGAGAAGCAGAGCUUUCUCACCCUGGCGAGGCGUUUCUUGCUGCAGACAUGGCAGCCUCUUCAGGCGACUCGCGUUUUUCCCGCGGCGGCCUGUCUGCGUCGAGCCAUGAACCCGGUCUCGCGACGAGCGCGUCUGGAGACGACGCUCUUGCACCUGUUCCUUCUUACCUUCAGCAUCUCCUAGGCGGUGUGUUAGAAGACGCCCUAGCCUCGUCUUCAGAGCAGAGUCUGUCGCGGGCUCCGGCGCAAAAUGCAGGUGUCCCGGCAGGCCGAAUGCGUCCAAGUGGCCCCGCGCUCGCGUCGGCCGGAGGCAGUGUGUCGCACGGCAACGGCAACAGUCUGCUGCCUUUCCCUGGAGCCGGUCCGGCGGGGAGCUCUGGAGUGUUGCCGGGAAUCGUGGGAGGGGGGAGCGCCCGCGGGGGCGAGUCGGGACUGCCCCCGAAUUCCGCUGGGAUGGUGGCGGGGCCGCGAGGAAUGUCGACGGGCACGUUGGGCGCAGCCGGGGCUCUGCUCGGAGCCCGACCGGGCUUGGGGACUGGAGCCGGUAGCGUGAGCCAGGAGCAGUCGCAACUGCUGGCCGCCCAGAAGCACCAGCUGCUCCAACUCCUUCAUCGCCAGCCGCAACAGGCGGGCGACCGCAGUGCGGGGGUUUCUCUUUUGGGAGCGUCCGCCUCGGCCAGCUCUUCUGGACACCUGCGCGUGCCGGCCCAACAUCCGUCUCUGGGAGUCGCGGGUGGCGAGCGCGGGAUGCCAGCGUCGUCUCAGUUGCCCGGCGUGUUUCGCCAGCUGCUGGGCCUCGAGCAGCAGCGCGUAGCAUCAGAGCAGGCCCUCAUGCAGCUACGCGAGGUGGCUGGCAGCCGCGGAGAGGUCGAUCCGUCCGCGCUGAUACAGGUGAGGAGACUGGACGAGCAGGCGCAGCGGGAGCACCUGCAACGGGAGUUCUUCGGGUCUCACCACGGCUUGGGACAGGUGACCCGAACUCCAGCGCAAGGAUCCAUGGUUGGGGGACCGGCUCCCGCGCGCGGAACGGAAGUGGCUGUGCACCAGCUCGGCUCGAGGCUCCAACCUGGCGAAGCAGGGCGGGUCCGCAGCGGCAGACAGUCGAGCAACGAGCAAGAGGCCCUCCGGGGGCGCUCCGGAAUGAGUUUUCACUCGGAAGGCAGUUGCUACAGUGCGCAGCACCAAGGGGAGCGCGUGGAGCCCCGUCCCCAGAGGGAAGACCACCCACAGAAGGGACCGAAAUUCGCAGAUGACACGCCGCGAUGGUACUACCGCGACCCGAGUGGCGAGGUGCAGGGCCCGUUCCCGCCCAGCCUGAUGCACCAGUGGUGGCAGCUGGAGUUCUUUCCGCCCCUCCUGAAAAUGCGCUGCGAUUUGUCGCAUCCGUGGCUCGCCUUUGGCGACCUGUACCCCUUAGGCGGGGACGAGCCGUUCACGACGCUGCCGUCUCCGCAGCACCUCGCCCGGCUCCACCAGCAGCAGCUCGAGAUGGAGAUGCUGCACCAGCGGCGACUGCGGGAGGAGCAGGAGCGACUGCAAGACCAGCGUCCGUUUCUCCCGCAGCCUUCCCAGCAUCUGCUCGCGUCCAGGCGAACUGAGGACCACGCCUCUGUUCACUCGAUUCAAAACGAGCAUGCACGCACCGAGCGAGGAGGCAGCCCCGGUAGAGACGGCAGCAUAUGGGGGAGGACUCAAGGGCCUGAGGCCGACAGCCGAGCCUUCGGCGGCGCCCACGCCCAUGGACGUGAUGUAGUCGCUGAGGCACGCCACGAAAAGUUCUGGGAAGGCGCGUCCCGCCCUGAGGAAAUGCGUUCGGCGCAAGUCUGCAUUGGAGGAGCUGCGACGGGGCACAGAAGCUGUGCGGAGACGUUGCUGCCGGAAGAUCGGUCGGAAUCCAGUGGGCAAGGAAGUGCACCAAGGCUAGAGUCGGAGGCCUUCCCGAGUCUCGCAGGCGGCGGGUCUGAAGAAGGCCGCAGUGCGACCGGGAAGGUGCCUGCCCGAAGAGAUUCGGGAGAAGGUCUCCUGCCGGAUGGAGAGAGAGAGCAGGUGGCGGCGCAGCCUCAGGGUGCGUGGCAGUCGCAGCUGAACCUCGCUGCCGAUAGCAAACGCGAGAAGCAGGAGAAGUCCGGACGAGUGCAGCCGGAGACAGAAAACCGACAGAAGCAGGAGGCGAAGCCCGCGUCGAAGGUGUCAGCCAGUGAGGAGGAGAAGGGGUCUGGACAGAGGGAACGUCAGAAAGAGAAGGCUGAGAAGGCGAAAGAAGAAGCGACCAGCCAGAGGGGAGGACCACCGGCAGCUGAGGAGGUGGAACCCCAGACGGCGUCGCGGAAGGCGCAGCAGACCCAGGGGAGACAAACGGGAAAGACAGGGACAAGAGGAGAGAAGUCUGAAGGUGGCCAAAAGGCGGCGCAGCAAUCCACGGGCGAGGCACCAGGUUCGAAAGAACCCGCGAGUGGAAAAAAGAAGCAAGGAAGGCAAGCAGAAGCCAGUGCGUCUUCGCAGCAACAGAAACCAUCCGCGAAAGCGCACCCAUCUCAUAGCCACGCAUCUGCGCAGGAACAGACAGCCGUGCAGGGGCGAAGCACGGGCCCGGCGCAGGUGGCCGCUAGUGGAACCGCUUUGGCGGGAGCCUCGAAUGUCUCUUCCGCAGCGCCGUCGACUGGAAAGAAAACGCCGGGUCCGUCGUGGAGAACCGCUGCAGGUGUCGCAGGGCCUCCCAGUGAAAGCUUGAAGGAUGUCAUGGAGGCGGAACAGAAGAAGGCUGAUGAAUUGAAGGAGCGAAGGGAAGAGGAAGCCAGACAAAAAGCGGCGUCAGCGUCCGCGGCGGCUGCACGCAAGACAGGCUGGGCUGUGGCUGCAACCUCACCCGGGUCAGGAGAUAAGUCCGCCGCGCGUCUCGCGCUCUCGAGCGAUGGGUCAGAAUUCCCGGAUCUUCAGAUCGCUGCAGCGGAAGGCAGCGCGGCUGGCGGCUCGAAGAAAGCGACUGGAGCAGCGAAGUCUCGGGGCGGCGAGCGCGGCACGACGAAGAGCCUCCAGGAGUUUGUGGCUGUUGUGAAUGCGCAGAAGCGCGAGCAGCAUCAGAACGUGUGGGGACAGCAGCCGGCGUCGAUCUUGACACCCGCACCGGCUGCUGCGGGGCCUGCUGCUGCGUCUGGAAGCCAUCGACCCGGGGCGGCGGGAGGUGCGCAGGUCGGAGAGAAAAGCGGAGGACGAGUUGAAGGAAACUCAGAGAAGGAAACGUCCGGUGUACGGGCAGCCGGCGCUGACAACGAACACGGCGGAAAGACCAAACAGCAAGAGAGUGGCUCUGGAGGAAAAGACAACCGCUCGACAGAUGCCGUUCCCGAGUGGUACAAAGAACAGGUUGAGGAGUGGAAGAUGCUCAUGGAGCAAACAAAGCUUCAGCUUGAUCUGUCCGUCAUCGAGUAUCUCUCGACGUUUACCUCCGAAGGAGAAAUCGUCGACUUCUUGGCGCCGAAUGUCGAAGAUGGCAGCCAGCUGGAGACCUUUGCUCGCCAGCUUCUGUCCAUCAACACUCACUUCAGCACCACGAGGCCGCACGGCAAGAAGGGCCAUGGUGGACACGGCAACACUGCGAAUGACUAUGAGGAAAAUCGUGUCCCAGGAGCCCCGCCCCGGAAGUCGCAGAACUCUGAAGGCGCCACCACAAAAGGCGGUAACAGUGGUUCCGGCCGAGGAAAGAAGAAGAAGGUGCAGGGGAAGACAGUCGAUCCUUCGAUGCUCGGUUUUUCCGUAAAGAGCAACCGGAUUCUCCAAGGCACAAUUGAUCGUGGAACGGACUAAAGCGGCGCUGUCUUCACAAGCCGUUCGGCUCGCGACGCCGGUCUCCUCGAGAGCAGGGAGCCUGUCUCCUGGGUUAUGGUUUUGUUCAAAGAGGGAGGCGAGAGCGCAAGGGAAGGAGCGAGAUACCACAGGGGCGAGAAGGGAAGGAUGCCGGACGAUGCUGGCGGAUUUUCACGGCGGAGGUCAGGUCGAUGCGCUUCUGAGUUGUCUUUUUCUGUCUAAAUGGUGCUUCCUGGCGGGGCUCCGACAGCAGAUAUGUACUGUUGCUUUCUUCUGUAAUGUUUGAUGUCGCACCUGGUGUGGAAUAUCGUGCGGGAGCCCAAACGAGGGAACAAGUCAGAUGAAGCAUCACACCGGAUGCGCAGCGGUCGGGAGAAACCGUUUGCGUGAGCCGUUUGCAUGCGCGGUGUAGGAACCUUGUAAAACGGUGCGGUGGAAUCUCGGCCCCGUUGUUCUUCUUCGUCCCUCCAACCUGUGCUACUUGCUUAUCUUCCGCUGAUUCUGUUACUCCUGGUCGACCAGGACGCUUCUGGUGCGCCAGCACUGCUCCACGCUGUGGGUGUCUGAAUAGCUUUUCGUUUCCAUGUGUAUGCCUGUGUGCGUGGCUGGUGGAGUGUUCUCACGGACUGGUUUCUGUCCAUGGGUUUUCGAUGUUUCUUUCCUGGUGAGAGAGGGGACCCGUAGUCAACGGGAAGCGUCUCCUUUUCUUUGCUGUCAUGCUUCCUGAGCUGGCGGAAAUUGUGGUCUUGUCUGCCUGUGUCCGCUUCGGAGCAAAAGGAAGACCAUGACGCACAUGUAACGGAUUUCUGUCGUUUCUCCGUGUGUGUGUAUGUGUUUCACUGUGUGUGCAUGCAUCUGCUCUGUCUUCAUAUGAAGGCGUUCCGAGUUGCAGCUUUCUGCAUUCGUUCCUGUUCGACUGACCUCUCACUCAGUCUUGUCAUCUGUGGUUGUUGUGCGCUCUGCCUCCUGGGGUUUGUUCGGACUGGUGACAUCUUG